AUGGCGACUCUCGGAGGCUACCUCAACAAGAAAGUCCUGAUCGUGACGGCGGACUCGAGAAUCCUCGUGGGCACCUUGGAAGCCGCGGAUCAGUCCACCAACCUUGUGAGCUACCCCAAGACAAUCCCCUUCCCGUGCGACUGCUCCGAUCUAACACACAUUCGCGCCCAGGUCCUCAGCAAUGCCCAAGAGCGAGUGAUCCAGACCCCCGAGAGCGGAGAACCCUCUGUUCAAGUCCCCCUCGGCCUCUACCUUGUCCGAGGCGACAACGUCUGCACAAUCGGCCUGGUAGAUGAAGCACUAGACGACAGCAUCAACUGGACCGAGGUCAAGGGUUCCGCCAUUGGAGGCACCAAGCACGUAUGA
Molecule: messenger RNA, 366 nt
Organism: Colletotrichum spaethianum
Lineage: Eukaryota; Fungi; Ascomycota; Sordariomycetes; Glomerellales; Glomerellaceae
Product: UBA domain-containing protein 3
Exons: 2
Coding region: 1-366 (121 amino acids)
Biological process (GO): mRNA splicing, via spliceosome
Cellular component (GO): U4/U6 x U5 tri-snRNP complex; U6 snRNP; precatalytic spliceosome
Molecular function (GO): RNA binding
Source: RefSeq, a predicted model, not a curated record